AUGUCCAAGGUGUCUAACAGCACCCAAGUCCCCUUCUACUUUAUCCUCACGGGCAUCCCUGGAUUUGAGGCUUUCCACAUCUGGAUCUCCAUCCCCUUCUGCUGCCUCUAUACCAUCUCCAUCGUGGGGAACACCACCAUUCUCGCUGUCAUCCGCACAGAGCCAUCCCUCCACCAGCCCAUGUACCUAUUUCUCUCCAUGCUGGCCCUGACUGACCUGGGCCUCACCCUCACCACCUUGCCCACAGUCAUGCAGCUUCUCUGGUUCAACAUUCCCAAGAUCAGCUUUGAAGCUUGCUUUGCACAGGUAUUUUUCAUUCAUACAUUCUCUUUCAUGGAAUCUUCAGUCCUAUUGGCCAUGUCCUUUGAUUGCUAUGUAGCCAUCUGUCGCCCCCUCCAUUAUGACACCAUCCUCACCAGCGAAGUCAUUGGCAGGAUUGGGUUGGCCAUCAUUGGCCGCUGUAUCCUGGCUGUUCUCCCUUCCCUUUUCCUACUCAAGCGCCUGCCUUUCUGCCACUCCCAUCUUCUCUCUCACUCCUAUUGCCUCCACCAGGAUAUGAUCCGCCUGGUCUGUGCUGACAUCCGGGUCAACAGCUGGUAUGGAUUUGCUCUGGUUUUGCUCAUUAUUGUCAUGGACCCUCUGCUCAUCAUUCUCUCCUACACGUUCAUCCUGAAAAAUAUCUUGGGCACAGCCUCUUGGACUGAGCGGCUCCGGGCUCUCAAUAACUGUCUAUCCCACAUUCUGGCUGUUCUGGUGCUUUAUGUCCCCAUGAUUGGAGUAUCCAUGACCCAUCGAUUUGCCAAGCAUGCCUCUCCACUGGUCCAUGUUAUCAUGGCCAAUAUCUACCUGUUGGCACCUCCUGUGAUGAACCCCAUCAUUUACAGUGUCAAGACUAAGCAGAUCCGCCAGGGAAUUAUCCACCUCAUUUCCCAAAGAAAUAUGUGCUUAAAAUGAAAGAGUGGAUUUGUUAAAUUACUCAGGAGUUGAGUCACAGGCUUAUAGGGAGAGUAUAGUCAGAAUUAGAAAUGGAGACUGAAAGAAUCUAGCCACAAAUAUUCUAUCCAAAAGAGAUGUGAAUCUGAGUUGAUUAAAUUCUAGCACAUUUACCAGCCAGUGGGAUGACCUUUGUUAAUUGAGUAGAGAUUUAAGUUUCAUCUUCCUUUUUGGAUAUGCUUCUCUCCCAUGAGUUUGGUUAAAUAAGUUUGAAGGAAUCCCUUACUUGUUGCCCCCCACCACCCAUUCCCUUUGGCAGUUCCACUCAGGCAUCUGGGUUAAUUCUAGGUCCAUUAUGCUGGUUCACUCUACUGCAUGGAUAUGCUCCAAUUUUCUGUUGCAAAAAAGAGUGACAAACCUUCCAUGGAAGAUGGAAACAGAUCAAGUUUCUUAGCUAUUCAGUUUUACCUAACCAACAUGAUUUCAGCACAUGAAAUCUAAGUGAACAUAUGCAAUCUAAAGAUUGGUGUGGAAUAGCCAAAGUGUGGAAGGAGCCUCGGUGUCCAUCGAAAGAUGAACGGAUAAAGAAAAUGUGGUUUAUGUAUACAAUGGAAUAUUACUCAGCCAUUAGA
This is a messenger RNA of Canis lupus familiaris (dog), 1565 nucleotides long. Its product is annotated as olfactory receptor 51Q1. Gene Ontology annotation, cellular component: membrane. The record is from RefSeq and is a predicted model, not a curated record. Lineage: Eukaryota; Metazoa; Chordata; Mammalia; Carnivora; Canidae. Gene Ontology annotation, molecular function: olfactory receptor activity; G protein-coupled receptor activity. The coding region runs from base 1 to 954 and encodes 317 amino acids. Gene Ontology annotation, biological process: G protein-coupled receptor signaling pathway. The transcript has a single exon.